UGACACAGAUGCGAAAAGGCAAACAAAACGGAAUCGCGGUUUGCGUCACAACAUAAACAGAAUUUUGCGCAAUUUUAAUCGAUUUCGCAAUCAAUAAACCAGCAAAAGCCGUGUUUUCUAGAAGGUUUCCGCUUUGAUUUCGCGCGAGUGCAUAAAUUAGAAGCUUCUGUGUUGCGUCGUAAUGAAAAUUGAUAUCCAUCCUCUGACGGAGGAUCCCACAAAGGCAUGGAAGGAAAUAUCGAAAAGCCAGCGAGUGAUAAAGAUCAACACGAAGGCUCCCGGAGCGGAAGUUCCCCAGAACAAGGUGAGGGUGGUUUGUAUGUCCGAUACCCACUCCCUGACGCAUCACAUAAAGUUCGACAUUCCCGAGGGGGACGUCUUCAUCCAUGCUGGCGACUUUACCCGGUGUGGCAAGCUGGAUGAGGUCAUAGACUUCAACAAUUGGUUGGAAAAACUACCGCACAAGCAUAAACUGGUCAUAGCAGGGAACCACGAGCUCAGCUUCGACCACACAUUCACCCACCCGUUCCAGAAUGCGAGUGCCUGUUGCAAGAAAACCGGUAGCACUCUGCUGGACGAAAUCCCUACCCUGGGAAAUAGCAAAGAAAGCUUGGCCGAAGCGGUCAAGACGGAGAACAUACGACAAUACCUGAGCAACUGCGUGUACCUGCAGGAUGAAUCGAUCGAACUGUACGGGUUGAAAAUCUACGGUACCCCGUGGCAACCGGAGUUCUGCAAGUGGGCCUUCAACGUGAAACGUGGCCAAGACUGUCUGGACAAGUGGGAGAAAAUUCCGGAAAACCUGGACAUUCUAAUCACGCACACACCGCCCGUUGGUCACGGAGAUUUGUGCUGUUCUGGGGUGCGAGCUGGAUGUGUGGAACUGCUGACCACAGUGCAGCAACGGGUCAAACCCAAGUACCACGUGUUUGGGCACGUACACGAGGGCUACGGGAUCACCUCCGAUGGUAAGAUCAUUUUUAUCAAUGCGUCCACCUGUGACAUCAACUAUCUGCCGAACAACCACCCGAUCGUGUUCGAUGUCACCCUGCCGAAGGGGCGCACCAAAGACAAUCUGUAAAAUGGGAUGGCUUAUUGAUAGUUUAUAGAGGAUAUUUAGUAGAAGAACUACGCUUAAAACAGCCGUAAUGCCAUGGAUAAAAGUAUAAACUUUUGUUUGGCAGAUUACUCCUCUAAUAGAUCUAGAUCAUUUCUCGCUAUGAACAACAAAUUUUGUAGUAAUUUAUUACUUUCAAUAUGUAUAUUUCGGUAACCUGGAAUUAUCAAGUUUGCGGAGCCUUAGAACUACAAAAUCUUUAAAUUAUGCUCUUUUGGUUAGAUUUGUAGAUCUUUAUUUUUAAACACUUGCAUGGAUAUAAAGUUAGAUUCGGUUCAAUAGGACUUCGAUUAAGGGGAAAAAUCAUUUUUUGUAAUAGUUUAAAAGAUAGGCUCAAUAAUUCAAUAAGUUCACGAGAAGUACAUAAGCACUCAUUUACAUGAGAUUCUAUAUGAACUUACACGACGACGCUACAUGACACGUUACAUAAAGCUACAAACCUAGAAUUUUACUUUUUCAAUAUUUUAUGCAGCACUAAAUGAUCAAUGCGUACUCAUGACUGUAUUUCAAAAUCUAGUUUUUUUCGGGUCCGUUUAGCGAAUAGAAUUAUUAGUAAUUGAGA
Molecule: messenger RNA, 1679 nt
Organism: Aedes aegypti (yellow fever mosquito)
Lineage: Eukaryota; Metazoa; Arthropoda; Insecta; Diptera; Culicidae
Product: UPF0046 protein C25E10.12
Exons: 2
Coding region: 182-1081 (299 amino acids)
Molecular function (GO): hydrolase activity
Source: RefSeq, a predicted model, not a curated record